GGGCCUGUACAUAAUAGUGAUGUAUGCCUCUCUCAGUUGGCGCCCAGAAGCCCAGAGAGAGAGAGAGGAGAGGAGAGAGAGAUACGACGUGGUCGAUCUUUCCCCAAUCCUCGUCCUCCAACCGUUUGUUCUUUCCAUUCGACCAACGCAAUCUAGAUCCCACUGUCGGGAACUGUUGUUACCCCACCCUUCCGCCCUAGAUAACUUCACAGUUCCUAAAUUAAACCAAAUCAGUUUGAUCGUCCGAGAAUGGUGGAUGGGAAGGUCAUUAAGCGUGCCAAGUACAAGUCUACGAUUAAAGACCCUGGCACUCCUGGCAUAUUGGAAAUGACGGAGGACAGAUUCAUCUUCACACCUCACAACCCAAAAUCUUCGCCAAGCCUUGAUGUGCUGUUUCGAUUGAUUAAAGGGCACAAGUUCACCAAGGAGGGAACUAAGCAAGGCUUGCGGCCCUUGCUUAAUCUAACCCAUGAACAGGGUGGAAGUUACAUCUUUGAGUUUGAAAACUUUUCUGAUCGCGAUGUUUGCAAAGAAUUUGUAGGCAGAGCUAUUACAAUGCCUACAGAAGCUGGUAAAGAUGGUUCUGAACAAUCUGCUGUGGCUACUCAGGACGAACAACUUAGUACAAAAGAAAUGGAGCGUCGAAUUAAGCUACUGCAAGAAGAUAGCGAGUUGCAGAAACUUCAUAAACAAUUUGUGCUAGGAGGUGUUUUGACAGAAGCUGAGUUUUGGGCAACAAGGAAGAAGUUGCUGGAUGGGGACACCAGCAGGGUAACAAGACAGCGGGCAGGAUUCAAAAGUGCCCUGCUCUCAGAUGUCAAACCGUCAGCUGAUGGUCGGUCGAAUCGAGUUACAUUUAACUUGACACCGGAGAUUAUCCACCAGAUUUUUGCUGAGAAACCAGCUGUUCACAGGGCAUACAUGAAGUUUGUUCCUAAUAAGAUGACCGAGAAGGACUUCUGGACCAAAUAUUGCAGAGCGGAAUACCUACAUAGUACAAAAAAUGCAGUUGCAGCAGCGGCAGAGGCUGCUGAAGAUGAGGAGCUUGCGGUUUUCUUGAAGCAUGAUGAUGUAUGGGCAAGUGAAGCUCGGCACAAGAUUAGACGAGUUGAUCCAACUUUAGACAUGGAAGCUGAUGAAGGGGAUGAUUACAUUCAUCUUCCGGUACUUUGGGAUCAUGGGAUGUCUCGCGAUGGCAGCGAUAAUGCUACUGACUCGCAGUAUGAUGAAUACAGAAGGUCUCUUUCACAAGUCCUUAAUCGCCAUGGUGCAGUUGUCCUUGAAGGAAGAUCCAUAGAUGUGGAAUCGGGAGACACAAGGUCCGUGGCUGAGGCUCUUGCAAGGUCAAAACAGGUUGAGUUAGCUAAUGGAGCAUCUGAUGGGAUGGUAAACCAGGAACGCUUGGAGAGGAUUUCUCAGCUGGCUGAAAUUGAAGAUCUUCAGGCAUCUCGUGACCUUCCAUUGGCACCUCUCUUCAUUAAAGUUUGUCUCUUGGACCAGGAUCCUCGAGAAUACUUUGAUUCUCAGCAAGCUAAUGCAAUAAAAACUUUGGGGGACACACUUGCUGGAACAAGACAAAUCAAAUGCAGCCUCAGCACCAGUGAAGCUUAUGGUUCUCUAAGGGAGCGAAUAUCUGAGGUUAAAAUCUCCGGAUUGGGUGAUCCCAUUGUUAAACCUGCAGUUGCUUUUAAGGUUUUUGAUGGAUUGACCCAGAAUAUAAAAAGCACCAAGUAUCAGCGUGGGAAGAAUCCGCAGGAGAGUGUUUUGGAUGGGUUGCCAAAAAUCACUAAAGAGGAACUCUUACAUCAUUGGACGUCCAUUGAGGAAUUACUCAAGCAUUUCUGGUCAUCAUAUCCAAUUACAACCUCAUAUCUUUAUGUUAAGGUACGCAGACUCAAGGAUGCCAUGUCACAAAUUUAUCCCAAGUUACAGGAGAUCAAGGAAUCUGUGCAGUCGGAUUGUCGACAUCAAGUUUCCCUCCUUGUUCAGCCAAUGCUUCAGGCUUUGGAUGCUGCUUUUGCACAUUAUGAUGCAGACUUACAGAAGAGAUCGGCAAAGAGUGGAGAUAGACCCAAUGGAUUCGUGUAGGGAAAUUAACCGUAAAUCACCUGACAAGUGUGCUGUUGCAUUUUUGGCUGCCCCAGUGACAUGGGGCUAUAUACGUUUGUACAUCUAGUGAAAUUUUGAUCCGAGCUUGUCCAAGAGAAAAGGACAUCGAAAGAAGUGUACCAAUUUUUGUCUAUUUUUGGCAGAUAACUUAUUUUGAACUAGUUGGGUACUAAGUUAUCCAGAUGCGAAUGCUAUUGUUAACGUAUGAGAUGUAUACUUGUACAAAUUUUGCCGUUAUAUCAAUAUCAGUUUUGGCC
Messenger RNA from Rhododendron vialii, 2366 nucleotides. RefSeq names its product general transcription and DNA repair factor IIH subunit TFB1-1-like. The transcript is spliced from 20 exons. Gene Ontology annotation, biological process: nucleotide-excision repair; transcription by RNA polymerase I; transcription by RNA polymerase II. Bases 250 to 2088 code for a protein of 612 amino acids. NCBI's taxonomy places the organism in Eukaryota, Viridiplantae, Streptophyta, Magnoliopsida, Ericales, Ericaceae. The record is from RefSeq and is a predicted model, not a curated record. Gene Ontology annotation, cellular component: transcription factor TFIIH core complex; transcription factor TFIIH holo complex.